AUGUUAGAAUUUGGAUCACUGACAUAUGAUAAGACACAAAUGGACAUUCUAUGGUGGAUUCCAGAUUCUCCGCCCAUGGUUGAAAUGCCCUACCUUGACUUUUCUGAUUAUGUACCAAGUAAUGAGUGGCGUACAGAUGGUGAAAAAGAACGGGAAGUACACCACAUCAAUCGCACUAUACAAAUUCGAUCCGUCAAAAAGCAUCGACGUCGAAGUCAAACUGUUGGCAAUGAAGUAGUAACAUUAGAGUAUCCAGUUCUACGUUAUCUGAUCCGUUUGAGACGAAAUCCAAGCUUUUAUGUAUUUAUGUUAGUGAUUCCAUGCGUGCUGUUAUCAUCAUUAACGUUGGUUGUAUUUUGGUUACCUCCAGAAUCUCCAGCAAAAAUGAUGCUUGGUAGGAAAUCUUAUCCUCUUGAUCACCCAUAG
Molecule: messenger RNA, 426 nt
Organism: Heterobilharzia americana
Lineage: Eukaryota; Metazoa; Platyhelminthes; Trematoda; Strigeidida; Schistosomatidae
Source: the annotation of a GenBank genome assembly